AUGUCCGGAUUAAACCUCUUCUCAGAACCUGGCUUUCUUCUGCCGGGAGUUGAGAUCCGCGUCCCGGGAGGCAAGGAGGUCGGCGGCAGUUCCUUCUCCACGGCCUACGUGGCUGGCCUGGCCGCGGUGAUGCUUUGCUUCCUGCGGGCGCACCUGGAGCUCAGAGGCGAGAAGCUGGAGCGGCAAAGGCGGCUGGAAUUCGCCAAGUCCAUUGACGGCAUGAAGACCAUUUUCAAGCUCUUGGGCAGAAAGGAUGCAAGCGACAGGACAGAGGGAGGGUUGUUCCCCCGGCCCCAUCUCAAAUUUGAAGGUGGGGCUAUUGUGGGGACCUGCGGUUCCAUUGCGGACCGCCGGUUAAGGGAGGAGUCAUUCGUGCUGUCCUGCUGGGCGGUCGCAUCAUGUGCCCAGACGUGA
Messenger RNA from Phialemonium atrogriseum, 414 nucleotides. RefSeq lists its product as uncharacterized. Gene Ontology annotation, molecular function: serine-type endopeptidase activity. Bases 1 to 414 code for a protein of 137 amino acids. Gene Ontology annotation, biological process: proteolysis. The record is from RefSeq and is a predicted model, not a curated record. NCBI's taxonomy places the organism in Eukaryota, Fungi, Ascomycota, Sordariomycetes, Cephalothecales, Cephalothecaceae. The transcript has a single exon.